AUGGAUAGUACUUGUAUUGAUGUAGUUAUUAACGAUUUGGAUAAUAAUCCGCAGUGUCUACAUGGUCCUACUUUAUUAUUUAGAAGAAUAAAAGGUAAAGCUAAAGAAUAUUAUGCUUGCGCUGCUUGCAGAGACCAUGUUAAGACACAAAAACCAUUUGAAAAUUAUUCUAAUAUAAUAAAAAGUUUAACUUUUCAAUCGAAUUCAUAUAGCGACAAAAAUAAAAUUGAUGCAGAUGAAAAAGACAAUAUUGUUUCAAAUUCAAGUUAUUGUUAUACAUGUAAUUGUUUGUUUGUUAAUGAUAACAAUCAUUCUGAAUGCAAUGUAUUACCCAAUCUAACAUUACAUCAACUAACUUAUCCUACGGAAGUUAUUAUCCCAAAGGUAGAUUCUAAAAUGCAUGCUCAAUAUUUUUUUUCGAAACCAACUCUUGAUGAUUUGUUAUCGAUUAUUACCAGGCUCAAAAUUAAUAGGGUCUUAUGUAUUGGAACACCUAGAAUUCAUGAGUUUAUAGUAAACAAAUUUAAGGAUCAAAUUACUAGCAUACUUUUAGACUUAGAUAAAAACUAUUUUAAUUUUUACAAUCGAAAUGAAUUUAUAUGGUACAAUAUGUUUAACAAUUACAUAUUCGAUAAAGAACAGAAAGAAAUUUUAAUGAAUCAUCUUUGUUGUGGAAGAAUACUUAUUUUACUUGAUCCUCCUUUCGGUGGAAGAGUUGAGCCACUGGCUAAUACAUUAAAAUUACUAAGCAAAUCAUUUUUGAAAGUGAAUAACAAAUUAAAUGGCGCUAUGGAUUUCAUAUUGGAAACAUUUUGGUUUUUUCCAUACUACAUGGAACAACACAUAAUAAGAAAUUUACCAGAAUUUAAAAUGUUUGAUUACAAAGUGAAUUACGAGAAUCAUUCGUCGUUUACAAAUACCGGAAAUAGAAAAAGAAAAUUCGGUUCGCCCGUUCGAAUUUUCACGAACGUGUCAUUAAGUAAAUUAAAUUUAAAAAGAGUGACGGGUUACAAAUAUUGCAAAUCUUGCAAUUAUUGGGUAUCAAACGAAAACAGGCAUUGCAACGAGUGCAAAUUUUGCACUUCGAAGGAUGGGAGAACGUGGGUUCACUGUUUUAAAUGUUCGAAAUGUGUCAAACCCUCGUACGAACAUUGCGACACGUGUAAAAGAUGUUGUUUGAAUGAUCACGUGUGCGGAAAAUUUCAACCUUAUGAAAAUUGUUAUCAUUGUCAUUUGCCCGGACAUAAAAAAAACGAAUGUCCUCGUUUGAAUGAAAACAAAUUCGAAAGGAAAGGUAAAAUCAAAAAGCGGAAAUUGUGA
Molecule: messenger RNA, 1320 nt
Organism: Pediculus humanus corporis (human body louse)
Lineage: Eukaryota; Metazoa; Arthropoda; Insecta; Psocodea; Pediculidae
Product: zinc finger protein CCHC domain-containing protein, putative
Exons: 6
Coding region: 1-1320 (439 amino acids)
Biological process (GO): rRNA methylation
Cellular component (GO): nucleolus; cytoplasm
Molecular function (GO): zinc ion binding; nucleic acid binding; rRNA (adenine-N6-)-methyltransferase activity
Source: RefSeq, a predicted model, not a curated record